AUGUCCUCAGGGAGCUCCACAGGACAAAUGCCAAAACCUUUCAGAACUUACUUGCAAUCAUUGAUGCUGUCCCUGGCCGCGACGAUGACGCUUUUUUUAGACAGGCAGGCUCGGGCGACAUGCGCGGCCGCAGGCACGCAGGGGGCGGCGCACGACUUAGUCGGGUUCUUUUCGCAGCUGCGUGGACUGCGACUCGGGCUGCGGCUGCGGCUGCGGCUCGGGCUGCGGCUCGGGCUGCGGCUCGCGCUGCGGCUCGCGCUGCGGCUGCAGCUCGGGCUGCGGCUGCGGAGGGGGGUCGCCCGCUGA
This is a messenger RNA of Prorocentrum cordatum, 306 nucleotides long. Lineage: Eukaryota; Dinophyceae; Prorocentrales; Prorocentraceae. The record is from the annotation of a GenBank genome assembly.